Messenger RNA from Zasmidium cellare ATCC 36951, 1059 nucleotides. RefSeq lists its product as uncharacterized. The record is from RefSeq and is a predicted model, not a curated record. Lineage: Eukaryota; Fungi; Ascomycota; Dothideomycetes; Mycosphaerellales; Mycosphaerellaceae. Bases 1 to 1059 code for a protein of 352 amino acids. Gene Ontology annotation, molecular function: oxidoreductase activity; zinc ion binding. The transcript has 6 exons.
AUGCCGGAUACACAGCUACCAAAGGUGAUGCGGGCGUGGAGGAAACAUGUUGGAAAUGAAGAAGCUCAAUACGAUGAGGUGACGGUGCCAAAGACACCUCCAACAGGCUUUCUGUGCAAGAUCCUCGCAGCUGGAGUCUGCCACAGCGACCAUGCCCUGCUUAUCGACAAAGCUCCACGACCUUGGUUCCAAGAUCGAUAUAUUCUAGGUCAUGAAGGCUGUGGCGAGAUCAUUGAUAUUGGUCCCAACGUCACAGACAAACGCUUCAAAAUUGGAGACGUGAUAUCUAUGCUUGGUGUUCCUGGCUGCGGCCAGAGCAACUGUCUUGAAUGCUCUCAGGAUAUGCAGCAGCUUUGUACAGUAGGCCAUCACUCUGGUAUCGGGCAGGACGGGUUCUACGCCCCUUUCGCAACGAUUGAUCAACGAGGAGCUGUACAUGUUCCUCAAGGGGUAAGCCCUCUCGUGGCCGCUGUUGCUACUGAUGCUGUCACGACAGCUUACCACGCUAUUGUCCGUCGUGGGGAACUGAAGCCAACCGAGACUGUGUUCCUAUUUGGCCUGGGAGGCCUUGGCUUCAACGGGUUGCAAGUAGCCAAAAGCAUUGGAGCCAGGGUCAUUGUAUCCGAUGUCCGCGAAGAACGUCUUGAGGCUGCGGCUCAAAUAGGGAUCCCAAAGAGGGACAUUGUGCCUGUGGGCACAUCGAUACAGGAGUUCGUCAAGGAGAACAAUCUUAUGAUUGACACUACGUUCGACUUCGUGGGCAUGAAUCAGACAUUCGAAGAUGCACAGCAAAUCGUUCGACGAGGGGGCAAGAUGGUGUGCAUAGGCACACUGAACUUGGACAACACAGUCCACAUGAAGGUUGGCAUCCGUAAGCGACUGAGCAUUAUCUUCUCCUACGGUGGGCAGGUAAAAGAUCUCGAAGACGUUCUUGAUCUCAUUGCGAAGAAGAAAAUCACCCCUCAAGUCGAGACUGGAAAGCUGGAAGACUUCCCUCGAUGGCUGAACGAUUUAUGUGAUGGGAAAGUAAACGCCAGAGUGGCCUUGACGCCCGAUUAG